AAAACGUAUUCUCAUGUCGGUCGGCAUCAGCGGUUUGCUGUUGUAAUAUUUGCAUGAGUUUUUGCAGUUACGAUUCUAUUGUGAUUUUGCAUCGAAGUUUUUUGAAAUUCAUGUGGAAAGUAGAAGAGUAGAACAACUAUGGCACCGACAACCAUGCUUCCGAAGCUAUCGGAUGCCACUCAGACAAUAUCAUUCUCGGACGGAGAUGGAGUGUGCAGUGCCGAAGUGUUCUCCACCAAUGUUAUGGUGAAUACCAAUGCUGGGAACCAUGACCAUGGUAGCUCAAAGGUGAAGCUUAAGAACCUGGUGGACUACAACUGGGAGCCUAAGUUCUACUCUGGACAACUGCUGGCUAUUCAUACCAGCGGGAAGUAUCUGGCUUAUUGUAUUAAAGCUCCGAAUCCCGUAAACCCCGGAACAUGGAGUGGAAUGGUGCGUGUUGUGUACACGCCGGAGCCCGGCACUGACCGCCGCGCGCUCAUCAAGGGUAUGAAAGGAGAGGUACAAGACCUGGCGUUUGCCCACAUCCAAAACCAGGUGGUACUGGCAUGUAUUGACGAACAGGGCAACUUUUAUGUCCAUGAGAUUGAAGUAACUGACAGCGGCUUGAGAUGCACUCUACUAGCGGAGGUCCGCGAAGAUACGGGUGCAGUGGGUACCUGCCACCGCGUGGUGUGGUGUCCCUACAUCCCUGACGAUGAAGACGAGGGUUCUGAUGAUGACGUGGCUCGACUGCUGCUUACUACCCAUGACAAUAUCGCACGUAUGUGGAACACGCGCGCGCUGUCGGGCAGCGUGGCGGCGUCAGCGCGCGUGGGGGGCGCGGGCGCGCUGUGCGCCGCCGAGCACGUGGCCUGCAUCCUGGACGCCGCCUUCUCCCCCGACGGCAGCGCGCUCGCCACCGCCUCCGCCGACGGAUACGUCAUGUUCUUUCAGGUGUACAUGCACGCAGACAGUAGCCCGCGCUGCCUGCAUAAGUGGCAGCCCCACGGGGGGAAGCCACUCAGCUGUCUCUUCUUCUUGGACAACCACAAGAACUACAACACGGACGUCCAAUUCUGGAAAUUCGCGGUUACCGGUGCGGAGAACAAUACGACAAUUAAGAUCUGGUCGUGCAAGUCCUGGACCUGUCUGCAGACAAUCUCAUUUACACCCGGCCUGGGCACUGAGGCCAGUCUAGGCCUGAAGGCUAUGUUGGACACAAGUGCCAGCUACUUGCUUCUCUCAGAUUUCAAGUCCCGAAGUCUAUAUGUGCUGCAUAUGGCCCGUGACCCUGAAGAUACUAUGGCCUACUGUAAGAGCAUCUCGGAGUUCCUGUUGCCAUACCCUGUGUUAAGCUUUUGCAUUGUUGAUGCUGAGGAAGUGCAAACAAAAUGCGAGCCAAGCUGUGAAGAGAACUUGUAUCGUAAUGGAUCGAGCGGGGACGCGGACUCGCCGGUACAUUACGAGCUACAUCAUGAUGAGGAGGGCUCGGGCGGAGAGUGCAGCGCGGAGUGCCGGCGCGUCUGCGUGCGCCUGUAUAUCGUGCAGCCCAAGGGCCUGCAGGAGGGACGCCUCGUCUACACCCCACCGCGCCCCCCUCUUCAUGCUGAUCUUAUGCACGGAUUAUCUGAAUUGGCUCUAGAGGACAGCUCCUCGGAGUCUGCGCCUGCGACCAUCGCGUCUAGCAUCUUGCAGCAGCAGAGCCAACAACUCAAGAACUUGCUCAUGCGGUCUCAGACUCAGCCCGGUAGUCUGAUCGGCACUCGUCCAGAGUCGCCGUCUUUGGCGCCGCAGCUGAAUCUCAUGACGCCAGACGCUUUCAGUUCGCCAGGCAAGCGCGAGGAAGAUGACCCCCCACUGUCCGCUACACCAGAUGUCAACAAGCCGCGCAGCUCCACUGGAGGUCCCUGUGAGGAGUCGUUAGUCGAGACAGCUGGAAAGCUGGCCUCGGCAGGCUCCAGCCCCAGUAGAGAGGUGCAGCAGAUCAUGUCGCACAACGACCAUCCCUUCUUCAAGGAGGAGGAGGUAGAAGAGCCGGAGGGAGUAGAGGGCGACGUAGCGAACGGGUCGGCGGAGCUGUACGGGGCGGAGGCGCUGUACGUGGCGGACGACGUGUUUGCGGCGCCCGAGCCUGCGCAGGCGCAGCCUGCCCCGCCACUGCCCGCGCUGCCCGCGCUACCCGCGUUACCCGCGUUACCCGCCUUGCCCGCCAAACUCGUGCACACCAACAGCGACACAUGGCCGCAAAUAUCGGUGCCACAGAUUUCGGAGGGCGGCGGGCGCAAGGCGUCCAGCGACAAGUCGGGCAGCCAGUCGGCCAACGCGUCGCUCAACCUGUCGGGCGACCGCAACGAAGAAGUUCGCUGUGCCGGACUCUCUCCCGCUGACAAAAGUCGCCUUGAAGCACUCGAGCAUAAGCUUGACAAACUCACUGAAAUGUUGACUGUCCAAACUCGUGAACUUCGUUCGUUGCGCGGCGCGGUGGUGUCCCCCCGCGAUAUAAUCGAUGAAGCUCUACAUGCGCAUACGCAACGUACCACGCAAGCCGUCGAGAGUGCGCUGUCUGACGGGUGGGAGCGCAUAGCGCGCGUGGGCGAGGCGGCGUCGGCGCGCGCGGCGGCGGCGGCGGGCGUGGGCGCGGCGCGCGCGCUGGAGCCGCUGGCGGGCGCGCUGCAGGCCGAGCUCGCCUGCAAGCUCUCCGCCACCGACGCGCUGCUGCGGGACAACAUCGAGAAGCUCGCCACCAGCAAGACAAUAAUGGAACGUCUAAGCACAUCAAUAGCCAAGUCUCUAUCGGACAUGGUUCGCGAUUCGUUCCGCGACGCUCUCUUCGACAGCGUCAUACCCGUCAUGGAGAAGACUCACGCGCAAAUAUUCAAGCAGAUCAACCAAGCUUUCCAGAAUGGUACCAAAGAAUUCGCCGCCAACACGGAGGCUGCGGCCCGCGCGGCGGCGGAGCGCGGGGGCGCGGCGGCGGCCGCAGGGCUCCGCGCGGCGCUCGACCGACACACCGAGGCCCUCGCCGCCGCGCACUCCUCCAACCAGCAUCUACAUAUUGCUGACAUCAUCCGAGAGACCACGCACAGCGUACUGGAAAAGGAGCUAUGCUGGUGGAGGGAACAGGCCCGUGGCGUAGCCCUGGCCUCAAGGGCGCACUCCCCAUCAACACCACAUUCACACCAUGCCCACGAUCGCCAGAUGCAGGUAGCGCAGAUCCAGUCGCUGAUAGCGAGCGGGGACGUGAACGGCGCGUUCCAGCAGGCCCUGUCGGCGUCGGACCUGGCGCUGGUGGUGAUGGCGUGCCGCGCCGCCGAGCCCGCGCAGGUCUUCGGCCCGCCCUGCAAGCUCAAGCAGCACGUACUGCUCUCCCUCGUACAGCAGCUCGCCGCAGACAUGGCCAGGGACACCCCGCUCAAACACAGGUACCUGGAGGAAGCAGUGAUGAACCUGGACACGUCGAACCCGGUGACGCGGGAGCACCUGCCGGCCGUGGUCCGCGAGCUGCAGAAGCAGCUGGUGUCGUUCCUGGCGGCCGCCCCCCACCACGCGCUGGCGCGACAGCUGCGCAUGCUGCUCAUGGCCACCGAGGCGCUCGUCAAGGUCGCCGCCUGACCGCGCCGACAUGCGCCACACCAUGCUCUCUGAAAUAUAUCUAACACUACACUCUACGGACUCCCUGAUGUGAUACCUUACUACUGAUUCCGUAAGUGAACGUCUACAUGUAGGAUUUAUUUCACUGCGCAUUAACUACACUUAUUUCUCCCCGAGUUUUAAGUAAUUCUUUAGUUGAUUCUCUUAUGUGUAAGACUAAAAUGUUGUUAGCACAGCGUUUUGUGAACUCUAUUAGUUAUUAUUUGUACGGGUUAAUUGUACAUCACUAACGUUAAAGAGAAUUACUUAACACUCGACUCUUAUUUAACUUCAUUUUAUGUUCAGAUACACAAUGUAAUAGGGAAAUAAUAUCAGAAAUAACUUUUUUUACAAAGCAGUUUCGAACAAUCUAGGUGACAAGGAUUUUUCAUUCUAUUUCACACACAUUUCAAAUUAUUUCAUAGUAAAUCAAUUAUCUCCUUUUACAUUGUUAUCAAAAUAAAUAAUAUCGGAUUAUUUAGUGAUGUUACCAAAUACCUCACUACAAUAUUAUCUACAUCUUGUCUUGAAUCAUCACUUUUAAGUCCGAUUUAUUCAAAUGAGGUUUUAUAAGCUUUAUAACAUCGAUGGCGGCGGCCCAUAGACAGCUAUAUUGUGAUAUUAAGGAGCUUGAAUGUUCCACGAGAGUAUUCAAGAUUCCUACGUGUUUUUUUUUUUUAUAUUUGACUAUUUGUAAAACGUGAUUUUUUAAGUUCGGGAGCGUAAUCUCCGGAUGAUGUUAUUUAUGGUUGCUGAGAAUAAUUCUGUUCUUAGACGUAAGUUAGUUGGGUUUCUGUGUAAAAUGGGUGGUUUAGUUUGUGGAAUGAUGCGUGUGACUAUGUUUUUAGUAUUCAGUCUGAUAUUGUGUGGAAAUAUAACAUAUCUCGUAUGAAAAGUGUGUCUUGCAUUUUACUAGAGCAUCUUUGUUAGUCCCUUUGAGGGUUAAAGGACGUGUUGCUAUGUUAUUUUAUAAAAGCUGAGAAUUUCAAGCAAGACUGGGUUCAGUUACAUUCAUUGUGAGAUAAUAAAAACUUUUAUUAUGAAAAAGUUUGGCCGCGACGCCAAACUUGCGAUACGAACGCUACUUAUUAACCAU
Molecule: messenger RNA, 4708 nt
Organism: Spodoptera exigua (beet armyworm)
Lineage: Eukaryota; Metazoa; Arthropoda; Insecta; Lepidoptera; Noctuidae
Source: the annotation of a GenBank genome assembly